Molecule: messenger RNA, 852 nt
Organism: Haemonchus placei
Lineage: Eukaryota; Metazoa; Nematoda; Chromadorea; Rhabditida; Trichostrongylidae
Source: the annotation of a GenBank genome assembly
AUGAGUCUUUGCUUCAUAAUAUACCGGUUAUUACGCCUUCAAUGGGAUGAAGCGGCUGCACGAAGACGAACUGAGGCGCUUCUUGCUAUGGCCGAAGAUGAUGAGAGAGAUGGACAGAGGGAGGCCCAAGUUGCCGGAGGUCGACGACGGGUUGUUCGUCGACGAGUACAACAUGGAGAAGACGAUUUCAUCAAUCAGAUGCUUGGAGGAGAAGGUCCAGACGGUUCUGAAGAAGAGGGUGCCGUGCCGAUAUUCGAAACGGAUGAGAAAAUUGGCAAAAGAAAAGCAGCAAAAUUGCAAGCAAAAGCAGAGAAGAAAGCUAUGCGAGAACAGGCAAGCGAGCUGAUCGAACGUGAAGAACGUAAACGAAGAGAGAAGGAAAAAGAAGAAAAAUUGGAAAAAGAACGCGAAAGGGAAAGGCUUGAAGAAGAAGCGGAGCAAGAGCGAUUAAGGAAGGAAAAGGAAGAGCGCGAAAAAAGGGAGCUGGAGGAGUAUCUAGCCCUCAAAGAAUCGUUUGCUGUAGAAGAAGAAGGUUUCGACCAGCUUGAGGAAGAAGAGUCUCACAACCUUAUGAAAGAGUUUGCGGAUUACAUCACAAAGAGCAAAGUUGUUAACAUGGAUGAAUUGGCUGCACACUUCGGUCUGAAAUCAGACGAAGCGGUUUCUCGUCUCCAGUAUUUUCUCGACAACGGUCUUUUGGAAGGAGUUAUGGAUGAUAGGGGAAAGUUUAUUUGUAUCACCGAUGAAGAGCUGAAGGCUGUGGCAAAAUUUAUCAAUCAACGAGGACGUGUGACUAUACAGGAAUUGGCGGACUACAGCAACAAGCUGAUAUGUCUAGAAGGUACAGCAUAA